This is a messenger RNA of Effrenium voratum, 2133 nucleotides long. The record is from the annotation of a GenBank genome assembly. NCBI's taxonomy places the organism in Eukaryota, Dinophyceae, Suessiales, Symbiodiniaceae.
AUGACGGCCCAGAUGAGGAUGACAACACCGAAGAGGCCAAGCAUCGAGAACGCAGGCAUUCUUUUGUCCCCUGCCGGGCCGCAAGCUUGUCACAUCAAGCAUAGCCGGGUGCCUGGGUCUUUGUUGGACAUUGUGGCCUCCGGCCGAAACUACUGGGGCACGCCCAGGACUGUGGUUGAUGCAGCUACCGAAGCCGAUGAGAGACCACCUGCGCAUUGCGUCGUCUUCGCAACUGCUAUGUCCGACAACUGCGCCACGCAAAUGUGCUUGGAGUUGAUGGAUUUGGUCGGCGCUAUGGCCAAGGGCGACAUCCCGAAAAUUCCGAUCGUAGUGAACACCCGCGGUGUCUUCGGACGACUCUGCGGUGACAUGAACUCCGGAUCCAUGACCAGCGUCGCGGCAGUUACAAUUUGGGGCUUGAUCCGCACGGCCCGCCUGGAGAUGCCAAAGGUGCCUGUCAUGCUGCUGGACUUUCAGCCGGGAAUGACCACUGCACAGAUCCCCAGGCAGUUGAAGCCACCGGUUGGAGUGGCGGAGACGGCCUACUAUAACAAGAGCCGAUGGGAGCCGCAGAUGGCUGCGGUUCCCUCGCUACUUCGGCGAGACUUGAAAAGGGAUAAUCUCAGCGGUGGAGGCGCUAUUGUCAGCGAGGAAAGGAAAGCAAAGGCCGAGGCCAACACAAAGUUCGCGCGCAAGGCUUUCACAUGGACUGGUCCGAGCAACAAGAUGGAUUACUGCUGGUAUCGUCAGGAACCGACACGGCUGGAUGCUGUGAGAGACCUGCUGCGACAGAAGGCAAAUCCAAACUUGCAGGGCGCUGCCAAAGAGCUAUCGCCCUUGCGGCUGGGUCUUAAGCAUGGUGACCCUGAGCUUUGCCGGCUGCUUCUGCUUCACCAGGCGGAUCCAGCACCAGCACUGAACGAUGCAAGGCAGACGUCGGAGCCCGCGGAACUGGAACCUGCGGAGGUGAUCCUCAAGUGGGCCCUGGCCUCGUGCCGCGCGGCAGAUGAUGAUGAUGCUUCUGUCCUUCAAGUGAUGGAGGACGCAGCUGCUGAUGCGGCAAAGUGUCAUGACUUUCACUCGCUGGGCCUUGCCCUGGCAUCCUUGGAGGUUGCAGGCGGCGACGGGGAAGCUUGCGCAGCUCGCCCAGGACGUCGAUUGCUGGACCUAUGCGCAAGCAAUGCAGGCUUAGCUUCUUUGCGUGGAGAUCGUGGGCAAGCGGCCGCUCGCGCAACGACGCGAGUCCUGAUCGGCUGGGGUGCCGAACUCCAGCCGUCAGAAGGAGAAACGCCUUUGCAGCUGGCUCUUCGAAGUGCAAGGGCUGCAGAUGCAAUUCCACGGUCAGAGCCGGCAAGAACUCUUUUGGAGGAAGGGGCAGAUGUUGAGCAGCCUCAUCCUGAAACCGGGGAGACACUGCUCAUGGAGGCGGCCCGGGAGGGAGACUUCGUGGCCUGUGAGUUGCUGCUGGAGUUUCGGGCAGAUCCUUUGAGAAGACGGCGGGAUGAUAAAACGGCCAUCACGCUGGCGUCUCGCGAUGAUGUUCCUCGGCAGGUGCUGCUCACGCUGCGAAGUGCUCUUACACGAGCUUUGGUGGAAGAGUCUUUUGAGUGUGAAGAUCAGCUUCCAGCUGUUGCAGGUCCAGCUGCUGCGAAGAGGCGAUCAGCCUCAGGAGCCUUUUCCAAAAUGGCUGCGACAGAAAGCACGGCAGAUACGGCGGAAACAGUAACAAGGAGGCGAUCCACACCUGGAGCCUUCUCGAAGCAGUCAGCGGAGGACCGCACUACGACGCCCAUAUCUGAUCAGGCCAAAAGUUUGUCAUUCGGCGAAAGCGAAAGUGAGACACGACUCGACGAGACAGACGAAGCACCUUCUCGGGCUCCAUGCUUUUCGAUGAGUGAGGUUGACCAGGAGAUGUUCAACAGCGCAGAAGGCCUGCUGAAUCAGGUUGACCUGGAAGAGGCAUACGACGAUGACUGGACGGUGCACAAUUUUCCUCCCCGCUUUUCCCCGCCAAGCAGCGAUGCUGGGGAGCGGAUGGACAUGCGAAGUGAGGUUCACGGCGCAGCUGAUGGUUACCCGAUGGAGUCAAACUGGCCUGAACAAAAGGGCCAGAUGCUGCAAGUUGUUGGCUGA